AUGCCUGCCACCAGCUCACUCUCCCAGUCAUCUCAGUCCGCUCGCAAGCGAAGACGAUCAAAGGAGCCUGACUGGAACAAAUUUUACAAAAACGGCCUGCCCAAGGAAAUCAUCGUCAUCGAUGAUACCCCAGAGCCAGAGCAGGGCAAAGCCGUCGGCAACGGCGUAAGGGUCGUCUCCAACGGUAACGGCAGCGUGAACGGCGCCACCACAAAUGGUACCAGCAGCCGACCUGUUCCCAAGAAGAGGAAAAGAGACGACGAGCCUCAGCCCUACGAUCCCGUCUAUCACAACAAGUACGCCGGUUCUCACACCACCACUCCUCAUCACAACGGCACCCCCAGCGGAUCGACCAUAUCAACCGACCGCACUACAAACUCCGCCAUCCAUACCACCGCUGCCACGUCCCUCUCUUCAAAUGGACACGAGUACUACGAUGCUCAGCCUGGUCAGAAGCGAAAGAGGACCCGCCAACAAAUUGCUCAAGAAGCAAAGAAGAGAGAGGUGGAAGGCCUCGGCGACCCAUUCCUCACCUACAAGCCGCCUCCUUACCCUCCCAAGAAAGCGCCCGACGUUCACGUUCGGUUGGUCCAGGAUCAGGGUUACAACAAGAAUGCCAAAGUCGACGAUGAUGAUGGGCACUACAUUGUUGUUCCUGACGCCGACCUUACGGAUAAGUACCAGAUGGUGAAGCUACUCGGGCAAGGGACAUUUGGCAAAGUCGUCCAGGCUCGAGACCGUAAGAGGAACAAGUCCGUUGCCAUCAAGAUUAUCCGAUCUGUGCAGAAAUAUCGAGAUGCCUCGCGAAUAGAACUCCGAGUUCUCGCAACACUCAAGGCCAACGAUGACGAAAACCGCAAUCGCUGUAUCCACCUCAGGGACUGUUUCGACUACCGCGGCCACAUUUGCAUCGUCAUGGACCUUCUUGGCCAAAGCGUCUUUGAUUUCCUCAAAAGCAACAGCUUCGUCCCCUUCCCCAACAGCCAGAUUCAGAGCUUUGCUCGACAGCUCUUCACCAGCGUUGCCUUCUUGCACGAUCUCAACCUCAUCCACACCGAUUUGAAGCCUGAGAACAUUCUUUUGUGCGACAGCGCCUACCAGACCUUUACCUACAACCGAAAGAUACCCUCUUCGUCUACGACCGUCAAUCGACAGGCCAAUCAGCGCAGAGUCCUACUCGACACAGAAAUCCGCUUGAUUGAUUUCGGUAGUGCUACUUUCCAGGACGAAUACCACAGCUCCGUUGUCAGCACUCGUCACUACCGAGCGCCAGAAAUCAUUUUGGGACUUGGGUGGUCAUUCCCCUGCGACAUUUGGAGCAUAGGAUGCAUAUUAGUCGAAUUUUUCACCGGCGAUGCCUUGUUCCAAACACACGACAACCUCGAGCACCUCGCAAUGAUGGAGAUGGUUGUCGGGCAAAGGAUAGACUCCAGCCUCGUUCAAGCUGUAAACAAGAUGGCUACUAGAAGUGGUGGAAACCCUGCCUCGAAAUACUUCAAGCGCUUGAAACUUGACUAUCCUACUCCCGAGACAACACGAGCGUCCAAGAGAUUCGUCAAGGCUAUGAGACGAUUGGAGGACAUCAUCCCGUCGAACUCGACCUACUUCAAGAACUUCCUGGAUCUCCUUCGGAAGAUCUUUGUCUACGAUCCCCAACACCGCAUUACAGCGAAGCAGGCAUUGCAACAUCCUUGGUUCAAGGAACCAGCGACACCGGACGAUGGUACAGAAGCGGCCAAGAUCCGUCUGGAGCGAAUGAGACAGGAGCAGGAUCACCGAUACCACGCAUGA
Messenger RNA from Colletotrichum fioriniae, 1791 nucleotides. RefSeq names its product serine threonine protein kinase CMGC group (gene LKH1). Gene Ontology annotation, biological process: protein phosphorylation; regulation of RNA splicing. NCBI's taxonomy places the organism in Eukaryota, Fungi, Ascomycota, Sordariomycetes, Glomerellales, Glomerellaceae. The record is from RefSeq and is a predicted model, not a curated record. Gene Ontology annotation, cellular component: nucleus. Gene Ontology annotation, molecular function: protein serine/threonine kinase activity; ATP binding.